Zonotrichia albicollis (white-throated sparrow) is the source of this 988-nucleotide messenger RNA. Lineage: Eukaryota; Metazoa; Chordata; Aves; Passeriformes; Passerellidae. The record is from RefSeq and is a predicted model, not a curated record.
AUGACCCCCCAGGCACGGGAUUCAUGGAAGUGUCGCUUUUCCCGCAGGUGCGGCCCUUGCCUGCGGAUCGCGCCCGCCUUCAACGCCCUGAGCAACAAAUACCCGCAGGCGACAUUCCUGGAGGUGGACGUGCACCAGUGCCAGGGCACGGCUGCCACCAACAACAUCUCAGCAACGCCCACGUUCCUGUUCUUCCGGAACAAGGUGCGCAUCGACCAGUACCAGGGAGCAGAUGCCGUGGGCCUGGAGGACAAAAUCAAACAGCACCUGGAGAACGAUCCUGGCAACAGCGAGGACACUGACAUCCCCAAAGGAUAUAUGGAUCUGCUGCCCUUCAUCAACAAGGCUGGCUGCGAGUGCCUCAACGAGAGCGACGAGCACGGCUUCGAGAACUGCCUGCGCAAGGACUCCUCCUACCUGGAGUCCGACUGCGACGAGCAGCUGCUCAUCACUGUAGCUUUUAGUCAGCCUGUCAAGCUUUACUCUAUGAAACUGCAGGGGCCAGACAAUGGGCAGGGCCCCAAGUCCAUCAAGAUUUUCAUCAACCUGCCGCGCUCCAUGGACUUUGAGGAGGCCGAGCGCAGCGAGCCCACGCAGGCGCUGCAGCUGGGCCCCGAGGACAUCCGCGAGGACGGCAUCGUGCAGCUGCGCUACGUCAAGUUCCAGAACGUCAACAGUGUCACUUUGUUUGUGCAGUCCAAUCAUGGCGACGAAGAGACGACGAGAAUCACAUAUUUCACAUUUAUUGGCACUCCAGUGCAGGCCACCAACAUGAACGACUUCAAACGAGUGAGCCCCUUGCUUUUAUUCUUUCUUUUUCAGUAAAGCAGUUGAUUUUAUUUCUUUUUCAUUUAAAAUAAACUGCUUCAGUAUUUAUGGUACACAUUUCAGCAGGUUCAAAGCACUAACACCAACAUGACACCUGCAUGAACUGCUUAGUUCUUACAGCAAAACCAAAAUUUAAUUUCUUUUUUAAACUAAAACUUCA